AUGAAAGCAGCAGCAGUUUUAAAAACCAAAGACCAACUGCUUGCUGAGCAAACCGUUCUUGAAGAACAAAAAGAACAGCAGCGUGCAGCUGCCAAAGCUCGUAAAGAACGUAUGCAAGAGCUUGAAAAGGAGCGUCAAAGAAAUGCCCCAAUGACUGAAGCUGAGCGUGAAGACGCGGAGAAAAAGAAAAAAAUCCGUGAAAAGGCUGGCGAACUUCUAGAUCGCGAGCAUGAUGAUGUAAAGCAUAUGAACCAAAUGGUCCUAUACUCAAAAAUCGUAACAGUCCGAGAUGAGCAGCUAAAAGAGAAAAAAGUUAUUGAAGAAGAAAAGAAAAAAACAGAAGAGCAGCUUGACUUGAUGAUGGAAAUUGAAAGACUCAAGGUCAUCAAAUAUCAUGAUGAAAGAGAACAAAAAUGGAAAGAAGACAGAAUCCAAGGAGCCAGAGUGCUAGAAGAACAAAUAAAAGAAAGAGAUUUUAUUAGGAUGAAAGAGCAAGAAAUGCUGGAAAAAGAAAGAGCACAAAUGCUCAGACAAAUUGAAGCUUUGCAAGAAGAAGAAAACAGAAUUGGCCAAGAAAAAAUGCUGACCAGAAAAAGGGUGCCUAUUUUUUUCCUCUAGGUAUUUGGCAAUGAGACAUUUCCUCUGUGUUAUUUGUUCGAAAAUUUUUCCUCAUGAGACAUGCUUGAAAUUUGAAGAUUUUUUUGAGUAUGUCUCACGAGGAAAAAAAAAAAUUCCCAGGGAAUGUCUCAUUAAAUUAAAUGGAACAGAAAAAGCUGCUUUCUGAGGUAGAGCAGGCUAAUAAUAAAGCAAUUCUUAUCAAAGAAGCCAGAAAAAGACAAGAAAUAGAAGAAGAUGAAAGGAUUAUGAAAUACAACUUAGAUAAAGCUAAAAGAGAGCAAGAACUAAUAGAAGACCAGCUGAGGAUUAAAGCUGAAAAAGAAAGAGAAGUCCAAAGGCUAAGAGAAAGACAAGAAAGAGCUAAAGAUAGACAGUCUGAGCUUGAUGCACUGAGGGCUAAAAGAGCUCAAGAAGCCCAAGAGAGGGUUGAAAGAGAAAAAGAAUUCCAAGAAGCCCAAAAGUUGGCAAAGAUUAAUGCAGAAAUUGAAGAAGCAAGAAUAAAUCAAGCUCAAGAACGCGAAAUAAGGAUGCUUAUUCAAGCUAAACAAGAAAGGGAUGAAUUUGAAAGAAUUAUCCAAGCCCAAAAAGAAGCUGCUGAUAAGGAAAGAAUGAUAGAAGAACAAAAGGCUAUGAUAAGAAAACAGCACGCAGAGCAGCUGAAAGCUCAAAUAUUGACUAAUGAUGAAAAGAAAUCACAGGAUCAGAGAGAGUAUUUAGAAGAAGGAAGAAAACUUAGGAAUGAAAUUGAGGACGAAAAACGCAAGCUUGAAAGAAUCAAGCAAGAAAAACUUGAAGCGCUAACUCUGCUUUUAUUUAGAAAUCUAGAAUUUAAUGUAAAUAUUUAUACCUAAUUGCAAUGGAUAUAAGUGGUCUACCCAAAAAGUGCUCUUAGCAUGGCUAUUUAGAGGAAAUUAGCAUAUAUUUUAGAAAAUUUAUAAUUUUAAUAUUUAAAAAAUUAAAAAUUUAUAAGUGAAGAGUAAAGAAAGAAGGAGUCCCUGAAAAAUAUACUGCAGAGCUAGCAAGGAAGAAAAUAACAAUUUAA
This is a messenger RNA of Blepharisma stoltei, 1660 nucleotides long. NCBI's taxonomy places the organism in Eukaryota, Ciliophora, Heterotrichea, Heterotrichida, Blepharismidae. The record is from the annotation of a GenBank genome assembly.